GAGGCCCAGAGAGCUCUUCGGGAUUUUUUGGCUGUUUUAUGUAAAUUGGCAGAGUGGGCAGGACUUUCAGGGGCUGGUGUAAAACUGUGGGCAGGACCAGUGCUUUCUGUCCAAGCACCAGACACCUCACUGGACCCUGAGGUACUGUCCUUCCAUGAUGUGGCUCUGUGCUUUGGUGCUGCUCUCUCUCACUGCUUGCCUGACUCAGGGACACCCAUCCUCACCACCCGUGGUAAACACCAUACAUGGCAAAGUCCUGGGGAAAUAUGUCCGCUUAGAAGGAUUCAAACAGCCUGUGGCCGUCUUCCUGGGAGUCCCCUUUGCCAAGCCCCCUCUUGGCUCCCUGAGGUUUGCUCCACCACAGCCUGCAGAUCCCUGGAACUUCGUGAAGAAUGCCACCUCCUACCCUCCUAUGUGCUCCCAAGACCCAGCGGCAGGGAAGCUCCUCUCAGCACUCUUCACCAACAGAAAGGAGAGCAUCCCUCUCCAGUUUUCGGAAGACUGUCUCUACCUAAACAUUUAUACUCCUGCCGACCUGACAAAAAGCACAAGGCUGCCGGUGAUGGUGUGGAUCCAUGGAGGUGGAGUAGUGGAUGGGGCAUCCACCUACGAUGGACUGCCCCUCUCGGCUCAUGAAAAUGUGGUUGUAGUGACCAUUCAGUACCGCCUGGGCAUCUGGGGCUUGUUCAGCACAGGCGAUGAACACAGCAGGGGGAACUGGGGUCACUUGGACCAGAUAGCUGCACUGCACUGGGUCCAGGACAACAUUGCCAACUUUGGAGGAGACCCAAGCUCUGUGACCAUCUUUGGAGAAUCAGCAGGAGGUUUCAGUGUCUCUGUUCUUGUGUUGUCUCCCCUGGCCAAGAACCUCUUCCACAGGGCCAUUUCCCAGAGCAGUGUGGCCCUUAAUCCUUGCCUGUAUGGGAGAGAUGCCAGACCUCUAGCAAAGAAAGUGGCUGCUGUUGCUGGCUGUAAAACCACCACCUCAGCCAUCAUGGUUCACUGCCUGCGCCAGAAGACAGAGGAUGAGCUCCUGGAGGUCACUCAGAAAAUGAAGUUUGGUUCUCUUGAUUUUGUUGGAGACCCCAGAGAGAGCUACUUUUUGCUUCCCACUGUGAUUGAUGGAGUGGUGCUGCCAAAGGCACCAGAAGAGAUCCUGGCUGAGAAGAGCUUCAACACUGUGCCCUACAUGGUGGGCAUCACUAAGAAAGAGUUUGGCUGGAGCAUGCCUAUGAUGAUAGGUUUUCCACUAUCCGAAGACAAAAUGGAUGAGAAGAGGAUCGCUUCCCUUCUUUGGCAGUCUUACCCGAUCCUUAACAUCUCUGAGAGUCUGAUUCCAGCUGCCAUUGAGAAGUAUAUAUCAGGGACAGACAACCCCAUCAGGAAGAAAGACCUUCUCCAGGACUUAAUGGGAGACGUGAUGUUUGGUGCCCCAUCUGUGAUUGUGUCCCGUGGCCACAGAGAUGCUGGAGCCCCUACCUACAUGUAUGAGUUUCAAUAUCGGCCAAGCUUUGUAUCAGAAAUGAGACCCAAGACAAUGGAAGGAGACCAUGGUGAUGAUCUCUUCUCUGUAUUGGGAGCCCCCUUUUUAAAAGAUGGCGCCUCUGAAGAGGAGAUCAAUCUCAGCAGGAUGGUGAUGAAAUUCUGGGCCAACUUUGCUCGGAAUGGGAACCCCAAUGGGGAAGGGCUGCCCCAUUGGCCACAAUAUGACCGGAAGGAACGGUACCUGCAGAUUGGAGUCCCAACACAGGCAGCUCAUGGGCUGAAAGACAAGUAAGUGGCCUUUUGGACUGAGCUCAGGGCCAAAGAGGCAGCAGAGAGGUCAACCCAGAGGAAGCACGUUGAGCUCUGAUCAGGAGGCCCAAGCCAGAUCUGAGAGCCUGGAGCAGAAAAAGGGAUAUUCCACAGAAGUUGUUUCCAAAUAAAAGCAUCCUAUUUUUGAGGACAUAGACACAUGUGGGAUGCUAUAUAAACACAAUGGAAAAAGACAUAGAGUUGUGUAGCAUACUGUACAAAUAUAAUAAGGAGAAACAUUUGAUUUUAUGUUCUCAAAUUUUAAUAUUACAAAGCCAUUUCCUUGGAAAUCGAAACAGAGUCUUUGGCUCAAGAUGAAUCUAUGGUCCUUAGAGAGAGAAGUAUGGAGAGAGAUCCAACAACAUAAGAUGUCACUUCUGCAAGGUGUGGAUAAAUGAUUGACUCCCCUACUGUCUAUGGAAACAGGUACACUGUGGGAGUCAUGAGAUUUCUCUGGUGCCACUUUGUCCAGGGUCCACACAAAGACCCACGCAUCCCAGAGAGGGCAGGAAUGACAGAACAGAGAAAUGAUCCCACCCAAGAGAGCACUUAUAAAAUAAUUUACACACAAUUUAAGAAUAAUGUACAUGAACACUUCAGCUCCAAGAUUUGGAUCUGCAGUUUCACAUUCUUGCAUGUGCAUUUCCUAGAGUUCUAAAAUCUCGUGCUUGGAAGAAACCUUAAACUCUUGUCUGCCUCCUUUACUGUCUGAGUUGCCUUUAGCAUUUCUGUCAAGAACACCUAUGUGCUAGUGCCCACUGCCUUGUGAGGGAAGACACUACCUUGUAGAGCAGGCAUUUGAGGGUGGACUACUCCCACAUUGAACCGAUCCAUCCCUCCCUGUUCUAAUCACUGUGCAUCCAAUUCUCUGUUCGCUCAUUCUCAAGUAUUUGCUAAAAUGUCUGACAUUUCCUUCCACAGGAAAGACACUGGGGAAGUAAAAGCUACAUCUAUCUGCUGAGGAGGUUGUGAGCUCAGUCUUCUUGGUGGAAGAUUGAACCUUUUCCUCUUCCUACGCAUAGCAGUGAAAAUAAAUCAAGAAACAGCAUUAUGUCUAAUGCCUAGGCUGUUAAAAAGAAACUUCUCACUAAGAAUUCUGAGCUUUGAAACUUCUCACUAAGAAUUCAAUGUCUUUUGAUAGAUUAUUUUCAAGAGACAGUGUUGCAGCAUUUCAUUUGUAUUUUAAUAAAUAAAUCUUGCCUGAAGAUCAGAGAGCAAACCAGCCCCAGUGAUCAGCCUUACAGACCAGAAAAUAGUAACACACACCUUUAAUCCCAGUAGCCACACUAGUUUGCCAUAAACACCGGGCGGUGCACGACUUUUAUCCCAGUGGUGCAUGCCUUAAAUCCCAGCUAUCGAGAGGAUUAUAAAACGGGAGGAGACAGCUCUCAGUCACAGUACCGUUCUCAGAUUCCUGGAGGCAGGGAUCACCAUUUUCGAACUGAGGUUGAUGUAAGGGCCAGGGGCUGGCUGCUUUGUUUUUCUAGUCUUCGGGUUGAACCCCAGUUUCUUCUGUGGGUUUUUAUUAAUCAUUUAUUAAGGUUUCAUUACAGCCUUUUCUUAGACGUGUCAUUAGAGUUUUUCUUAUUUCCGCUGCCCACUCUGCACUUCUUGCUCCACCCCUAUCGUUGUUGCUAGUUUUCUUAUUUCCCCAGCUUGUCCCUCUUCUGCUUGCAGACCACACGUCUUCCUUCAGCCUGCCCCCCAAAUUCUCUUCCUUGAUCAGCAUGCCACUGUCCCCCAAAUUAACAACCUAUCUAUCAUAUGACCUUUGGAAAUGUACAACUCCUUGGUAAAUAGCCCAAGCAUUUUAUAUCCUACUGUAGAGACAUAACCUCAUUUAUAUUUGUAGCUGCUUUAUUCCCAAUAGCUAGGAUAUGGAAAGAGAUUAUAUUCCAUCGGUUGAUGAAUAAAUAAUGAAAAUGUGGUACCUA
Alexandromys fortis (reed vole) is the source of this 3728-nucleotide messenger RNA. Its product is annotated as liver carboxylesterase 1-like. Gene Ontology annotation, molecular function: carboxylic ester hydrolase activity. The transcript is spliced from 14 exons. Gene Ontology annotation, biological process: lipid catabolic process. The record is from RefSeq and is a predicted model, not a curated record. Gene Ontology annotation, cellular component: lipid droplet; endoplasmic reticulum. NCBI's taxonomy places the organism in Eukaryota, Metazoa, Chordata, Mammalia, Rodentia, Cricetidae. Bases 155 to 1777 code for a protein of 540 amino acids.